AUGCUGUCCGGAAAGGCCGGCCCUGGUAUUGCAGCAGAAACGAACCGGUUGCACGACGUAUUAGCCCUGCGAGAUUUUCGUUGCGAGGCAUUUCCUGACCCUGGAAACAUGCUUAUUGUCGUCAAAACUGGCGCUACUGAGAUUUAUGAGAAACUUCCUACUCAGAUCCUGACCACACUAGGCUGCGCGAGACAGUUUCUUAUAUUUUCGGAUCUUGAGGAACAAAUUGGCCCUUAUCACGUCCAGGACGCGCUCGCCAACUAUAACGAAAGCAUGAAGAACAAUCACCCUGAUUUUGAUUUGUAUCGGAAGCAGCAAGAGUACCAACGAGAUUGGGAGGACGUGGCCACGCUUAAAAAGGAUGGGGGAGAGGCAUGGGCACUAGACAAGUACAAGUUUCUGCAUCUCGUUGUGAAGGUAUGGCAUGAGCGACCCAAUAUCGAUUGGUAUGUGUUUAUUGAGGCCGAUACUUACGUGGUUUGGUCCAACCUGGUCCUUUGGUUGCAACAACUCUCAGCAGCGGACAAGCUGUACCUAGGGUCAGCAGCCUGGCUCGGACCCCAGGCGUUUGCUCAUGGAGGCAGUGGAUAUGUUUUCUCGGGAAAACUACUACAGCAGUUUGUCGAUGGAAAAUCAGACCUAGCAAGCCGCUACGACGACGUGUUCCCUAAUUACUGCUGCGGGGAUGCUGUUCUAGCACAGAUCCUUAAACAGGAACUGGACAUUGACGUGAAGAAUUACUGGCCACUGUUAAACGGAGAAAAGCCUUCCACGAUGGCAUUCGGGUCUGUGCUAUGGUGCCAGCCAGCCAUUACCAUGCAUCACAUCACACCGCGUGAGCGAAGUGCCAUUUUUGAGUUUGAGCAGUCUCGGAAGAAUCAAAUGAAGCCUCUGCUAUUCAGCGAACUGUCGGAGCUUCCUUUCCCCCCUAACAGCAUGCGUACUGAAGAGGAUGACUGGGACAAUCUCUCCGAUGUCCGCCUUGAUUUUCCAGACGACCCGAGUGUAUCCCUACGCACUUGCCGCGACACCUGUUUAAGGACAGAAGAUUGCUUUCAGUACCGGUACAGUGAAGGGGAGUGCUAUGUUCUAUAUAAAAUGUUCAAAUUGGGCUCCCGAAAAUUGCCUGACGAGAACGGCAGACGGUGGUACUCAGGAUGGGAUGCUAAGAAGAUCCAACAGUGGCGAGACAUGCACCCAUGCAAAGUAGCCUCCUGGAAGAAAGUGCCGUGA
Aspergillus novofumigatus IBT 16806 is the source of this 1233-nucleotide messenger RNA. RefSeq lists its product as uncharacterized. NCBI's taxonomy places the organism in Eukaryota, Fungi, Ascomycota, Eurotiomycetes, Eurotiales, Aspergillaceae. Bases 1 to 1233 code for a protein of 410 amino acids. The record is from RefSeq and is a predicted model, not a curated record. The transcript is spliced from 2 exons.